This is a messenger RNA of Neoarius graeffei (lesser salmon catfish), 2232 nucleotides long. RefSeq names its product interferon-induced protein 44-like. The record is from RefSeq and is a predicted model, not a curated record. The transcript has 10 exons. Lineage: Eukaryota; Metazoa; Chordata; Actinopteri; Siluriformes; Ariidae. Bases 216 to 1346 code for a protein of 376 amino acids.
UCAACAGGAGCAGGAGCUGAGUUGCACACACACAGCAGCAGACAGAGGAAGCACACAGACCUCAACUUUCACUCUAAGCUUCACACAAGCCCUCCCCUGCACACAAACAGACAGCAGCAAAAGUGAAAGCAGAACGAGCACUCAACAGGAGCUGAGCUGUACACGUAGAACGGCAGACAGAGAAAGGCACACGGACCAUCACACAAGAUUCAAAUAUGGGAUCCAGUCCAACCAAACCUGAAUUUGUCACAGUUCUCGCUGAAAAAGAUGUUGAAAUUGGAGAUCGUGUUAUUCUUCAAUGUGAGGCAAACACAGAAGAUGUAACAGCAUCAUGGGAAAAGGACGGCUACAAAUUGGCUUGUGUGGAGGGCAAGCAUGUUGUGAGAAAAAUUGGUGCAAAAUGUGUCUUGGAAAUUGUAAAUGCUCAGGCCACUGAUGAAGGGAAAUACACCAUAAACCUAAGCAACACUGGAGGUUCUGCAUCAUGCUUUGCCCUUGUCAGAGUCAAAAUUAAAGAAUGGAGGACAGUACAAUGGAGUCAAGACAAAAGGUUGAAUUCCCUCAAGACAUUUAAAGUUUGUAAUGAAGUCCAAAAGCUCCACUUCCUCCUGUAUGGACCAGUUGGAGCAGGAAAGUCCAGCACCAUAAACACCAUCAGAUCCAUUUUUGAAGGACGUCAGUUUGUCAACUGUCUGGCUGCUGCAGACUCUACUACGAGUCACACUCUAAAAUAUGAGCAAUUUACAUUUGAAAAUGAGGAAGGAUCAUUCCCUUUUACCUUCAGUGAUAUAAUGGGUGCAGAAGCAGGAGGUGGAGUCCACACUGAAGAUAUCAUCCUUGCUUUAAAAGGUCAUAUGAAAGAGGAUUACCUGUUUAACUCUGCAGCACCACUGUCUGAAAGCAAUCUUUACUACAACCAAAAUCCCAGCCUGAGUGAUCAGAUGCACUGCCUGGUGUUUAUCAUAUCAGCUGACAAGAUUUCGAUGAUGGAAAAAGAUUUACUUGAAAAAUUGAAGUAUGUCAGAGAUGCAGCAAGCAGAAUGGGCAUGCCUCAAGUGGUUUUCAUGACAAGAGUCGACCGCGCAUGUCAAUUGACGAAGGAGAACUUGAGAAAUAUCUACAAAAGCAAAAAGAUCAACCAAAAAAUGGAUGAAUGCAGUCAUGUACUGGGUGUGCCUGUGAACUGUAUCUUCCCUGUCUUGAACUAUCACGAGGAGACCCAUAUGAAUGAGGACAUAAACUGCCUGAUGCUGGAUGCUUUAAUACAGAUUAUCAACUGGGCAAAUGAUUAUUUGGUCAAAAGUUCCAAAAACCAAAUUUCACAUCAACAACCAAAAUGUGAAUAAAGAGAUUUCACACAAAACAUGAAAAGCAGAAUGACAAAUAGUUCUACAUAUCUGAUGGCUAAUUGCUAUUCAAAUUCACUGAAUUCUUAAUCUAGUUUAAUCAUGCAACACAUUUUAAAGCAUGAAACUUACAGUAUAUUCGUGUUCUUAUCCAGAUUUUAAAAUGGCAUAGAAUAGAAUAGAAUAGAAUAGAAUGCAUUUAUUGUCACUACAGAAAUGUACAAUGAAAUUUAGUUCAUCUUAAGAGAGCAAAGCCGCUGCGUACAUGUACGCCACCACUCCUGAGCAGUUCAGCCCAAGGCUGCCCCAUGUUAACCUAACUGCAGGUCUUUGAAAUGAGUUUAAUGAUACAAAUAUACAGAUAGCAUGCAUCCUUUAUAUUUUGUUUCAAAAUCUGAACAUUGAUUGUUAAUAUUAGAUUUCAUUUUCCUUCUUUAGUGUAUGAAAGGGUUUGAAUUUCUGAGUAUUACGGAACUGAUUCAGUGUGCAUAAUUAGUACAGACUUAAUAAUUUAAAAUUCUGGUUAGAAGGGAUAUUUGAUAUGGAGCUACAAAGCAACUGUACACAUUGCUAUAAUUAUUAUACACAAGAUAAUUUAUGAUAAGCUCAUUUCAGCUAGUUGUAUUGAUCAUGCUUUUUCUGAUCACAGAUCUGGUGUAUUAUUCUUUAAUAUCUAAAUAAAAUGAUAAAAUGAACCUGGAUAAGACAUUACAAAAUGUCUUAGCUUAAACAAUACAAUGGAUGAAGUAAACUCAUUCCCUGCUCCAGGUCCUACAGCAGAUGUACAUGUAAAUUGAAUGAAAUUAAAUGGCUGUGACAGUGUGUUACUGAAAUAAAAUGUGAAUGAGUGUGUUACUGAAAUAAAGCUGUUUCUAUCAAAAUUCAA